UUUUUCAAGUUGACACUAGGAGGGGACUCGGGUUCGAUUCUGCGCCUGCGUAGUGAAACCCCGGGCGCGCCGGCGGCAUUCUCUGCAGAGGGUGACGUCAUCCCCUCCCUGCCGCCCGCUCCGCCUGGUGAAGGGGAGGGGCCGCGUUCGCCGGUUGCAGGCGCCGCCAUGGCUGCCAUAUUGGAGAGGAAGUGAGUGCAGGAGGCGGCGAGGGUGGCCUGGGCGGAGCAGCGCCGGUCCUUCUCCCCGGGUCUCCUCAGAGCUGCGGGUCUCUCGACGGUGGUGGCUGGCCGGUCCCUCGAGGCGGGCGAAAGCAAUCCCGAGGCAGGAGGGGCCGCUGUGAGCACCCGGGAGGCGUUUUCGGCCUUGGCCUAAAAUGGCGGACCCGGCAGAGUGCAAUAUCAAAGUGAUGUGUCGCUUCAGGCCCCUCAACGACUCCGAGGUGACGCGGGGCGACAAGUACAUCGCCAAGUUCCAGGGCGAGGAUACCGUCGUUAUCGCGUCCAAGCCGUAUGUAUUUGAUCAUGUAUUCCAGUCUCACACGUCACAGGAACAAGUAUAUAAUGAUUGUGCAAAAAAGAUUGUCAAAGAUGUACUUGAAGGAUAUAACGGUACAAUAUUUGCUUACGGACAGACAUCAUCUGGGAAGACACAUACUAUGGAGGGGAAACUACAUGAUCCAGAUGGAAUGGGGAUUAUUCCAAGGAUAGUGCAAGAUAUAUUUAAUUAUAUUUAUUCCAUGGAUGAAAAUUUGGAAUUUCACAUUAAGGUGUCAUAUUUUGAAAUUUAUCUGGAUAAAAUAAGGGACCUUUUGGAUGUCUCCAAGACCAAUCUUUCUGUUCAUGAAGACAAAAACAGGGUACCUUAUGUGAAGGGCUGCACUGAACGUUUUGUUUGUAGUCCUGAUGAAGUUAUGGAUACUAUAGAUGAAGGAAAAUCUAACAGACAUGUAGCAGUCACAAACAUGAAUGAACACAGUUCUCGAAGUCAUAGCAUCUUUCUCAUUAAUGUAAAACAAGAAAAUACUCAGACGGAACAGAAAUUGAGUGGAAAGCUUUACCUUGUAGACUUGGCAGGUAGUGAAAAGGUUAGUAAAACAGGAGCAGAAGGUGCUGUGCUGGAUGAAGCUAAGAACAUCAACAAGUCUUUGUCGGCUCUUGGCAAUGUCAUUUCUGCUUUAGCUGAAAACAGUACAUAUGUUCCAUAUCGUGAUAGUAAGAUGACCAGAAUCCUUCAAGAUUCACUAGGUGGCAACUGUAGAACAACAAUUGUUAUUUGUUGCUCUCCAUCAUCUUACAAUGAAUCUGAAACAAAAUCUACACUGUUGUUUGGUCAGAGAGCCAAGACUAUCAAGAACACUGUUUGUGUUAAUGUAGAGUUAACUGCAGAGCAAUGGAAGAAAAAAUAUGAGAAAGAAAAGGAGAGAAAUAAGACAUUACGCAACACAAUACAGUGGCUUGAAAAUGAGCUCAAUAGAUGGCGUAAUGGUGAGACUGUACCUGUUGAUGAACAGUUUGACAAAGAGAAAGCCAACUUAGAAGCAUUUGCCAUGGAUAAGGAUGUUACUAUUACUAAUGAUACUCCAACUGCUCCUAUUGGAGUGGUAGGCAGUUUUACUGAUGCUGAAAGGCGAAAGUGUGAAGAAGAAAUCGCUAAAUUGUACAAACAACUAGAUGACAAGGAUGAAGAAAUUAAUCAGCAGAGCCAGUUGGUUGAAAAGCUGAAAACACAGAUGUUGGACCAGGAAGAGCUCCUAGCAUCUACUAGGCGGGACCAAGACAAUAUGCAAGCCGAACUGAAUCGCCUCCAGGCUGAAAACGAUGCCUCUAAAGAAGAAGUGAAAGAGGUGCUCCAGGCCCUUGAGGAACUUGCUGUCAACUAUGACCAGAAGUCUCAGGAAGUGGAGGACAAGGCAAAGGAAUACGAGCUGCUCAGUGAUGAACUUAAUCAGAAAUCGAUUACAUUGACCAGUAUAGAUGCAGAACUUCAGAAACUUAAGGAAAUGACCAAUCACCAGAAAAAACGGGCCACCGAAAUGAUGGCAUCUUUACUGAAAGAUCUUGCAGAAAUAGGAAUUGCCGUGGGGAAUAAUGAUGUGAAGCAACCAGAAGGAACUGGCAUGAUAGAUGAAGAAUUCACAGUUGCAAGACUCUACAUCAGUAAAAUGAAGUCUGAAGUGAAAACCAUGGUAAAGCGGUGCAAACAGUUAGAAAGCACUCAAACAGAAAGCAAUAAGAAAAUGGAAGAAAAUGAAAAAGAAUUAGCAGCCUGUCAGCUUCGUAUCUCACAGCAUGAAGCUAAGAUCAAGUCACUUACGGAGUAUCUUCAAAAUGUGGAACAGAAGAAAAGACAACUUGAAGAGUCUGUGGAUUCCCUUAAUGAUGAACUGGUUGAGCUUCGAGCACAAAAAAAAGUCCAUGAAAUGGAGAAGGAGCACUUGAACAAAGUUCAAACUGCAAAUGAAGUCAAGCAAGCUGUUGAGCAGCAGAUUCAGAGCCACCGUGAAACUCAUCAAAAGCAGAUUAGCAGCCUGAGAGAUGAAGUUGAAGCAAAGGAGAAACUCAUCACUGAACUGCAAGAUCAAAAUCAGAAAAUGAUGCUUGAGCAGGAACGACUCAGAAUUGAGCAUGAUAAGCUGAAAGCUACUGAUCAAGAGAAAAGCCGGAAGCUGCAUGAACUUACGGUUAUGCAAGAUAGGCGAGAACAAGCAAGGCAAGAUUUGAAAGGUUUGGAAGAGACUGUGGCCAAAGAACUUCAGACCCUGCACAAUCUGAGGAAGCUGUUUGUUCAGGAUUUGGCUACCAGAGUGAAGAAGAGUGCUGAGAUUGACUCUGAUGACACUGGGGGUAGUGCUGCUCAAAAGCAGAAGAUCUCUUUUCUGGAAAAUAACCUUGAACAGCUCACAAAAGUCCACAAACAGCUGGUACGUGAUAAUGCAGAUCUUCGCUGUGAGCUUCCAAAACUGGAGAAACGACUUAGAGCUACAGCUGAGAGAGUUAAGGCUUUGGAGUCUGCCCUGAAAGAAGCCAAAGAGAAUGCAUCUCGUGAUCGCAAGCGGUAUCAGCAAGAAGUUGAUCGUAUUAAAGAAGCUGUCAGAUCGAAGAAUAUGAUCAGAAAGGCACAUUCUGCACAGAUUGCUAAGCCUAUUCGCCCUGGCCAGCAUCCAGCAGCUUCUCCAACUCAUCCAAGUGCAAUUCGGGGGGGAGGUGCUUUUACACAGAACAGCCAGCCCGUUGCCCUCCGUGGAGGUGGAGGACGACAGGACAAAGUGUAACAUCUACGUCAUACAGAUGCUGAGAAGUACAUGCAGCAUGAAGAUCGGUAUUGUGCAACGAGAGUCAUUCCGUGACAGUGAUCUCUGUAUCUGUCUCUUACUGGGAGUUGUAGGAUUUUUGGGGGCGGGGGUGGGGGAUUGUAUAAACUUACACUGGUCUGUACAGCUCUCGUCAUUCUACAGAUUUGGCUGAUUCCCAACAAAAUUACAGAGAAAAUUGUCCCUCUUGGGAAAUCGACUUGUAACUAUAAAAUGUAGCUCUUUCCAUUACACAAUCCUGUCUUUCACGUCUUAAAUUUAGUCUGCACUGUGCCAAGUUGAAUGUAUGUUAAGCAACAUCCUAGUUUAAAAAAAAAAAAUCCUAGCUUAAUUUGUGUAUAUUUUAUGGUCUUAGGGAAUGUGGAACAAUGUUAAAGUAUGUUUUAAUUUUUACCACUUUUAAAUAACACUACUUGACCCCACUCUUGAAUUAGAGCAGCACUGUACAUUAAGUUUGCCCAAAUGGCUGUAUAGAGCAUAAGACUGAAAUUAUUUGUACAGUAUUCGGUUACUGAGGUAUGCUUAUGACGACUGCCCUAAGGCACUGAAGUCUCAGAAGUAGAACUAAAAAAAACUUAUGUUCUAAUGAGGCUGUUUUACUAUGUGAUUAAAUCUCUGUUAUCAGGUUAAUGAGUUAAUACUGUGUAGCAAGUAGUAAAUGUAAGUUUACAUAGAAAGACUUGGCAAUGACUUCUUUCAUCUAUCCUGUUCCUGAAUAGACACAGAAUAGUGUGAUGAAGUGAAAACAUUCUGCUUCAUCUUGAAGAGCCUGUUAAUGGUCACCAGGGUUGGAUAAAUGGUGUUAAGUACUGUGGUGAGCAAUUGGGACAUUGUAGACCACCUCUUUUGCCAGCUGUGGUUUUACUAAUUAUCUGCAAAGUACAAAUUGGGUUUUCAGUUUAAAGGGAGUGUGAGUCACUUGAAAACAAGGAACAAACUGAAGACAGAAAGGAGGCAAGUGUGUUCAGAAUGGCCAGAAGUGUCAGAUGGUUGUGGGAAUUGUGCUACACUGAAACUGUACUGUAACUUAUUUGUAAAUCUAGACUUCUGUAAAUGUUUUCUUCCAGAGUACUUUGUCGGGCCAUUUUAUAUUACCUUUCUCUUUUGCAAUUUUAAAAAUGAAAAAAAAAAUGCCCUGUAAAAAAGCACUUGUAAUUACAUCACAUGAAAGUCAAAGAAUGCCUUUGAUGGGGUGCUAAAAAACAAUAGAAGGUUCCUUCCUCAUUAGACCAGAAUUAGGAUGGUAGCAGGCAAGAGAAUAAAUGUUGCAGUGGUGAAGAUUUCUGAACGACGGCUCUUUUGAAGCAAGUCCAUGCCAGUUUUAUAGCUUGCUGCAAAACGUUCGCAAGCACUUCCGUUUGAUCUGGAGGAUUGACUGGCUGCUUUUUUUUACACAAACUAAAAUAUUUGUAUUAUGAAGCUUAGUAACGGGAAACUUUGGGUAGUCAUUUCCUUCCUAUUCCUUAUGAUUUGUUUCUUUUUAUAUAUAAUUUUGUUUUUAGAGGCUGGAUUUUUAUCAGCCAGACCCUCACUAUUUAGGGAUUUUCAUACCCUAAACCUAUUACUUUUGUGCUUGAAUUCACACUCCAAACCCAAAAUGAACUAAUUCUGUAACUUACAAGGGGACUAAUACAAAAGAGAAAAGGUGUUGCAAGUCAUGCUUGAAGUUGCAUUUCUCAAUUUAUGUCAAUUUCUCAACAGUAACCAUACAUUUUCAGUCCUGAUUCAAUUGAUGCAGUAAGUCUGGUUUCCUGGCCAUAUAUUCAAAUGAAGCAGGAUAUUUUCUCAUGGCUGUUAUGGUAGUUUCAUUCCUGUAAGUAACGUAUCACGGGUUUUGGUGCUGACAUGGCUGUGUAAUUAAGCGGUUAAAUAAACUGUAACUAGCAUGUAGCUCAAAAUGUACAUCCUUUUUAUACCUAAGCUUUUUUAUUUUAACCUUUUAUGAAGUUUACCAAGAACUGCAACUUAGACUUUAAAAAGAACUCCUAUUUUAGUUCUUUGGAUCACCUACAAUAGGUUGCAUGAACAGGACAGUUAACUGGUUUUGUAAAUUUAAGAUCUUCAGUCUGCAAUAGAAUUUUAAAAGGAUUGCUGUUCCAAUUUACACUCCUGGGUUUUUUUUUUUUAAAUUAUUCCUCUAGGCCAUUUAAAAAUGGCUUGGGGAUAGGAAUUGAGUGAGAUAAAAGAACACUAUUUAUUCAUGGAGAUCAACUAAAUUAUUUGCAUAACUUUACUGAUGUAUUUCUUUAUGUAACUCCAAAUUAGACCGAAAAUGACAAGAGUCUGCCUUGUGGACACAGUGGUUUAUUCUCAGUACAUGAGGAUGCAUCACAAAAUAAAUGGUUUGGAAAAGAUGCCAUAUAGUUUUAACUACCUGCAUGCUGUAAAUGUUUUUUGUGUUUAAAUAAAAUCUUUGAAUUUCAGUGAA
Messenger RNA from Heteronotia binoei (common prickly gecko), 5741 nucleotides. RefSeq names its product kinesin-1 heavy chain. The transcript is spliced from 26 exons. Lineage: Eukaryota; Metazoa; Chordata; Lepidosauria; Squamata; Gekkonidae. Gene Ontology annotation, molecular function: microtubule binding; microtubule motor activity; ATP binding. The record is from RefSeq and is a predicted model, not a curated record. Gene Ontology annotation, biological process: microtubule-based movement. Bases 377 to 3274 code for a protein of 965 amino acids.